Molecule: messenger RNA, 1725 nt
Organism: Symsagittifera roscoffensis
Lineage: Eukaryota; Metazoa; Xenacoelomorpha; Acoela; Convolutidae
Product: alpha-ketoglutarate-dependent dioxygenase alkB homolog 3-like
Exons: 4
Coding region: 25-1143 (372 amino acids)
Biological process (GO): DNA repair; DNA alkylation repair
Cellular component (GO): nucleus
Molecular function (GO): dioxygenase activity
Source: RefSeq, a predicted model, not a curated record
UCCACUGUUUUGUUUGGCGAUUCUAUGUUAAAAGGAUUUAACGAAUACCUUAUCAGACUUUCCGAUACGUCGGUUAUAGUGAAAUCUGGACUGAAAGUCAGUACCAUCAAUGACACUCAUGUCGAAGAGAUAAAAGCCUUGAAACCAGCUCGCGUUAUUCUUGCUGUUGGUGCAAACGACAUGUGUCCCCGCCAACAAGAUAUUGUGUUACAACCAAGCAUUGCCCAUACCGAUGCUUCUCUCGCGAGCUUGGCAAAGGCCACACUUGCUAUGUUGAUUAUGUCACUUGCUUCUCCUCUUCGCGAUGCUGGCUUUGAAGUCCUGCUCCUUUGUCCAAUUGUUCGCAAGGACUUUUACCGUGAAAUCCGCGCGUUGGAUACAGCCAUCAAGUCUUCAGAUUGGUCAUUUAUUCCCGUUGGACUAUUGCGCUACACACAUUUAUCUACCGAUGGUGUUCAUUUGUCGCAAAUGGGCUGCCUGAAUUUGGCGAAAUUAAUUUGUGAGAGAGUAUCCUUAACUCUUUUGACAUCUGCCGUGCCGUUUACUAUCAGCUCAUCUUCAGUGUUUGGCGUCUCUCAAAUUUCCCUUGACGUUUGCAAUAAAUCUGUUUUGAGCAUAGCUGAUUCCCUCUUUGCAGAGCUUUACAAAUCAUACAAACAGGAAUCUUGGACACAUGUCAACGGGCGCUCUGUCAAGUGGAUUUCAGAGGUUCCAUACUCAUAUGGAAGCGUUCGCCACCCGCCCAACAACUCUUGGUCACCACAGUUGUUGUUGUUAAAGACCUUGUUGGAGAAAGAACUCAAAGUUUCCUUCAACAGUGUCCUCAUCAACAUUUAUUGUUCCCUCGAAGAGGGAGUUGGAUUUCACGCUGACAACGAACGUGGUAUUCCUGAUUAUCCAACCAUUGCCAGCGUAUCCCUUGGAGCCACCCGACGCUUUGCAAUGAAAAGAAACGGGACCACGCGCUCUGAAGUUUCUGUUUUGUUGCCACAUGGUAGCGUUUUUACCAUGCUCGGAGCUUGCCAGAAAGACUGGAAGCACAGCAUCUUGAGAGGAUCAACUGCACCCGAUGGAUCGUUUGAGAAAUGGAAUGGCGUCCGUUUAAAUUUGACGUUCCGUAAUCAGUUUGACGCUGAACGUUGAAGUUUUAUGUCAUUUUUAUUACUUGCCGGUUUUUGAAGGUUGAAUUUGAACUUGAUUUCGUGGAAUACUUAACUGAUAUCUUUACCUGAUUGAAGUUUUGUUCAUGAAUACCAACAUUGGUACAUUUUUCAGAUCUGUGUCAUGUCUUUGCAAGUAUUUUUUUUGUUUUUUGGAUUUGUUUUUCGGAUUGUUUUACUGCUACAUACUGUCAAUUCUGAGACUGCUUCACAAUUUCUCAAUAUAAUAAGACUAAUAGCUUUUUUUCAUUUUAGCUCUUUCUUGUAAGUAUAUGUGUAAGUACGAUUUUUAGUUAUUCCGGAGACCCAUAUGAGUCUACAUGCCAAUUUAUACGAUUGGCCGAUUGAAACGACAGGAGGCGUUUUGCUACACAUACAAACACAAUCUUUUGUAUUUUAUUAUAGCUAUAGAAAUUGAUCUACAAUGCGUAAGUACGACAUUUAGUUCUACGAUUGUUAUUUCAGGUCCUUUGUCAAUAUUUCAGGCUCUUUGUCAAUAUAGCAAAAUUUUGGUGUAUAUAUGUGUUAGUAAGAUUUUUAGUUCUACAACGUUUAUUCAGGCUCU